CUCAGUUGAACAAUUAUAAAUGUCAUGAUUUACCGUCGAGUGCGCAGUAAUUGGUGCCUGCGCAGUAAUUGGGUCAUUUACCUCUAUUACGGACAGUUGGAAAUUGCCAAAUGUGUCAAGCUCGAGCUUUUAUUCAUUUAUUCGUGUUAUUCGUGUAAUGUAAUCAGUAAAUCACGUAACAAAAUAUUGUUGUGAUAACUUAUGAAGUUCACCCUAUGAAUUGACGGAAUUGUAGAUCUCUCUUAUAGAUUUUAAUGUAAAGGAAUUAUAGCUAGGGAAUCUGACGCAUACGGAAAAUUUUUCACUGAUGUUUCUAAGAACUCUACGAAGAAAAGCUGAGCUUUUUUCAUCAUCUUCGCUUACACUCAAGUCUGGAAGAAAGCUCAGUUCAGCAGAAAAAGCCCUCCUUUCUCCGGAAGCACUACUUGAUGGCAAAAUUCGAUCAGCAUGCGUUGAGAGAUUACAGAAUGCUCAAGUGUUCAAGCCAAGCAAGAAUAGUGCUAUUAAAUCAGCAGCUGUCCUGGUUCCUUUGUGCAUACAUAAUGGGAAAUUGGGACUCUUGUAUACUUUGCGAUCAACUAAAGUGAGCAUGAAUCGUGGACAGGUAUCUUUUCCAGGUGGUAUGAAGGACAAAAAUGAUGCAACUCUAGAGGAUACAGCUCUGAGAGAAACAGAAGAGGAGUUGAAUAUAGCUAGGAGUGACAUUGAAAUUUGGGGUAGUGGAAAUUUGAUUGUAAGAAAGGAGAUGGCUGUUCUGCCAGUAUUAGGUUUUAUUGGUAGAGUUGAGCCCAAGAGUCUGAAAGUAAAUACAAAUGAGGUUGAGAAAGCUUUUGUUCAGCCACUGGAGAAAUUAUGUGAUCUAGCUCUUUGUCGUUAUACACAGUUUAGGAAUAAUUACACAAUGCCAGUUUAUUUAGUGGACAAUUACAAAAUUUGGGGCUUGACUGCAGCAAUCACUCACAUUGUCAUGCAGGCUCUUGUGCCCAAAGUUUACAAACAUAACAUUAUACGAUUAAAUCUUGUAUCAAGAGAGGAAAAUCAAUAAGAGAGAUCCAAGACAUCUUGAUUUCUUUUAUGUGUUCUUUAAUCUAAAUGUCCAUUGACAAAGGAAAAAAAUUUUUAGUCUCAUUUUGAUUGACAAUAGAGAACCGAAUAUCAUGUAACAUAUACGUAUGUGUAUAUAUAUGUAUAUAUUUAUA
Molecule: messenger RNA, 1199 nt
Organism: Copidosoma floridanum
Lineage: Eukaryota; Metazoa; Arthropoda; Insecta; Hymenoptera; Encyrtidae
Product: mitochondrial coenzyme A diphosphatase NUDT8
Molecular function (GO): coenzyme A diphosphatase activity
Source: RefSeq, a predicted model, not a curated record